AUGACAGUUAUGACGAAAGUUGAAAAGGUUGGUUUGGACUAUUUACUGUCGCGAUUGAAUGCAUCACAAAAAUUAGUUGUUCAUAUACGACGAACUCCGAAUUACAAUGAUACUAUUGAUAUUACGGUAUCGGACAAUUCUGAUGAUUCUGAUCAACCUAAUCCACUACAAGUACCUGAAAUAAUAAUUGUUAUUUCUGUACUAUUAUUAUGGUGUGUUUCGAUUAUUAUUUUUAUUCGCCAUUCAGAAUUAUUACGUAUUCGUCAUCGUGAUUUACCAACACGUCGUACUAUAGAACCGCCAAUAAGUUUAAAUCGUGUAACAUCUGUCAAACGUACGAGCGACAUGUUUAUUCAUUCGAAGUCACGAAUGUCAUCAGCGAGUAUUGUCACACCAGUAUUAAGUCGCAAUAGACUUAGUGGAUGUAUACAAAGUGAAAAAAUGGAAACAAUUUCAUUAUCAAUUCCACUAGUACCACGGAAACGACGAAGUGCGCAUUCAUUUGAUUUAAAUUCAUUACUACUUACAAAAUGUUCUUUUGAUAAAAGGGAAGAUAAAGAACUUCUACUUCAUCCAUAUCAUAUUCCAUCGGAAGUUAAACAUAGUUUACUUGAUUUACAUCGUAAGAGUAUCGAUAGUGUACAUAGAAAAAGUACGGGUAAUCUACCAUUAACAAAACGCUCAAUAUUUCAUUCAACAAAUGAUGUAUCGAAACGAAGAAAUUUUAUCAAUCAAUCUUUGAUGAUGAAAAAAAUGAGUUCACAAGAUCUACCCGUAUAA
Messenger RNA from Rotaria socialis, 780 nucleotides. The record is from the annotation of a GenBank genome assembly. Lineage: Eukaryota; Metazoa; Rotifera; Eurotatoria; Philodinida; Philodinidae.